Astyanax mexicanus (Mexican tetra) is the source of this 2531-nucleotide messenger RNA. Its product is annotated as otospiralin. Gene Ontology annotation, biological process: sensory perception of sound. Lineage: Eukaryota; Metazoa; Chordata; Actinopteri; Characiformes; Acestrorhamphidae. The coding region runs from base 268 to 597 and encodes 109 amino acids. The record is from RefSeq and is a predicted model, not a curated record. The transcript is spliced from 4 exons.
UCUUCAGUCUGUGUUGUCAGUCGCUGGCGUUCAGUGCUGGACUGGCGUGAGGAUGAGGAGUCUGGAGCUGCACUAAGAAACGGUGGCGCAUCACAGUCCUGUGAAAUGCAAACAAGGCAUUUAGAGGAGUUGAAAGGAGGGGAACACAACUCCCUCAGGUCUUUAUUACUGUAGAUUACCUGGGUAAACUACAUGACCUGUUUCUGAUUCCUCAUCAGCUGCCCAACACUUUCAGAAGAGCUACGUUUUUGCUGGCAGAGCUGCACAAUGUCUGGUCUGUAUGCUUCAGUGCUCCUCUGCAUCGUGAUUCUGAGUCCGGUCUCCAGAACAGGAGCUGAGAGUGAGGAGAAGUCUGUUGGCUCGGAUGAAGAACUACUGGAUGAAAGGGGCAGUGAGGAGAAGCGUCUCAUGCCCUACUGGAACAUGAGGUCUUCAGACUUCUAUGGCUGGGUGGAGGAGUUGAGAGCUCAGGCAGCUUAUGAUACACUACUGGAUUUGGCAAGAACCUACUGGUCUCAUUUUCCUGUUGCCAGUUAUUUAGGUUAUGACACCAUUCCUGACCAAGAACAUCAAGUAGAGAGUGAGGCAGAUAAAUAAUGAUGCCUGUGAUCACUGAACUUUAUUAAUGUCACCAUCUCUGUAUAAUAUCAGUGUUUUUUGCAUUUGUUGAUAUAAAUUAGAUUUCUUAAUUUUUAAAGGAAAACAUUCAUUUAGAAUAAAUGUGUGAAAGAUUGAAAGUCAUUAUGGAUCAACCUCAACCUUAAAAUUAAGCUACACCUCAACCUAAAACUAAAAUUAACCUAAAUCUUUACUUAAUUCUAACCUUAACCUACAUCUCAUCCUAAACCUACGAUUAACCUACUCCCUAAACUAAAGCUAAAUUUAACCUACACCUCUACUUAAUCCUAAAUGAUAACCUACACGUUUAAUCUUUACUUCAACCUUAAUCUAAACUUAACUUCCACCUCAACCCAGACCUACACCUCAAACUACAAACUAUAAACUACACCUACUACAUCUGAACCUAAUUCAACUAAUAAACUAAUCCAAACUCCGUCUACUUCAUUUAAACCUAAUUCUAACCUUGAUAUAAACCUAUACUCAAGUUAACUCUUGCUUUAAACUUAAACCAUAACUAUUUCUGCUUGUGUUUCCAUCCACUGCUUUUUUUUUAGCGGCUCCACAACAGAGCAUAAAUGGCAAGUAUGAAUGUAGAUGUAGUGACACUAUUCUUUCAGUUCUUCCUCGAGUACAUGGCAGACAGGAUGAGUGUAUUUGGUUAAACAGCUAAUCCAGUGGACAGGAACAUGGAUCAUGAAUUCAUAGUAUGAAUUAAAAAUAAGCACAAAUAUCUUGCAAUUAAUGUGCAAAUACUACAUUAAUACAGUCUUCUUUUCUGAGAUCAUAUUGUUUGUCUUCUGGUGUAUCGAUGAUGAAUUGCAGCUGGAAUUUUCAACGGGAGAAAAAAAUAAGUCUGAAUGUUUUUCUCAUAAAGGCAACAAUAAGCUCUUUCAUGCUCUCAGUUAUUGUCCAUGUUGUCUCCGGCUCUUAAGGACCUACUUUCCCAGGGCUUCUUUAAUUUUGAUCCUUCCUGUUUUGCUUGUCUUUGUUAAGCAAGGAAUCAUUCUCAACUGUAGUGACAACUUCACAAGUGUUUAAGUCUUUGUGUAAAACUAUGAAUAAAUGCAUUGAUUAAUCCUCAUAAAUAGUGUGCAGAGAAAUGUGUGGAUUGUCAUGGACUAAUUCUGAAAAUAUAUAAUUUAUUUCUUAAAAUAUUUUUCUGUUUUUUAAAUCUGUAAUGUCUUAUAAUUAUAAUGUCAUCCUUUAUAAUGUGACCUUUCCAGUACCUGUAAUAUUUGCUUUAUUCACAUUUCCAUCUAAUACUCAAUAUCCACCAUACUGUGGUAAUUAAAAUAAGUUACCUUAUAGAUAGUUACACUGUAUGUUAAUGUAAUGUAACUGUAAAACAGCAGAGGUGUUGAUCUGCACUGUCCUCUGUGUAAACUCCUCAAACGGGCCAGAGCCAGAGUGCAGGUGCAGACUUAUUAACAAUAAGCGGACAGUUUGGCCAUUGGCAGCAGGCCAAUAGACAGUAACAAUAAGGAAGGCACCCAGCCUCUCUAAGUCUAGCCGUAAAAGUUGACAAUUUCUCCAUGUAUGCCAGCCAACAGCUCGAUAGCAAGACUGAGUCGCACUUGUCUUCCGAGAGGGAGUUAUAGAUAAGAGGUGAUACAGCAAGUGUGGGGUCAACAUGCCCCGGUCUCUUGAGGACGCUCAAAAUUCUUUUUAAUAAACAGUUCCUGACUCACUUGGGAUACAAUAAACCAAACUGAAGGGGGUUAUGUAAUGACGAGCAAGGUGGCGCUUGAAGCCCCACAUGUGUCCCAGCCCACCGAGAAUGUUCAAACUAUUUUUUAAUGUAUAAAACCUUGUGUUUUUGACUCUGUAAGCUAGAAGACUUGUGGUUCUGAACUGCUUUGUAAGAUUGAAACUACCUGCUAAAUAAAGCUGUCUUCUCCUUUCUUUUACAA